This is a messenger RNA of Myxocyprinus asiaticus (Chinese sucker), 1048 nucleotides long. RefSeq lists its product as uncharacterized. The record is from RefSeq and is a predicted model, not a curated record. The transcript has 2 exons. NCBI's taxonomy places the organism in Eukaryota, Metazoa, Chordata, Actinopteri, Cypriniformes, Catostomidae. The coding region runs from base 437 to 1048 and encodes 203 amino acids.
CGAGUCUCGCGCGAUCGGUUCUUCAGCCUGUUUGCUGCGACAUUUGACAACAAUUGCUGAUGGAUAUUUAUUACGGUUAUAGGAGUUUUAUGGACGCAAAUGAUCGUCGCACAAUCGUCAUUAUGCGGAAAUACUUUACCGGAGAACAUUAUUGAAUUUCGGAAUGUUUUCAAUAGAAAGAAACGUACUUAUUUAAAGUAUUUCGUUUAAAUCAUACAUGCAUGUAUGAUAUGAUUACAGAUCAUUUUAACGUAUGGUUGUCAUUUAUUAGAACAGUAAUCAAGGGCAUAGACAUUCCUUCCACAGCAGACAGACCAUGCUGUAUUAUUGCCUGAGGAAACUGACAUCCAAAUUGGGGUAAACUGAACGGGACUUCAGCAUUCGCCCGCUAGAGUAGAGUUGGUGAUGCCGGAGGUCACUAGCGUCCUAAGGCAUUAUGUUUUUAUGCAACACCACAGCUAUCAAGGACUGGAGCUAUUUUCUUUCUCACAUCUUGCCUCUUGUCAAUAAAUCAGCUGGGUUUGUUCAUCAGAGUAUGGAUCAGGUGGAUGUGGUGACGAGCACCAUGGUGACGGCUCUGGAGCCCGACCUGAGCGGGAUGAGCGCCAGUCACCCGCCGCUCAACUCUAAUCACACGUCCGGGAUGGAGCAUGUCUUCCAGUACUCGUACUCGGAGAAUGACCUGCAGCACACGGACAACAGGACGCCGCCGAGGGACUCCAUACCGCUGCCAAAGGCAGUGCUUUACCUGGUCAUGGCCGCGCUGGUGGUGGUUGCAGUGGUGUACGCGAUCGUGGGCCACCUGGUGAAGGAUCUCGUUCACGAAUGUGUGGAGUGGGUGUUUGGGCCACGUUCAGACAAUCGGAGGAGCAAGAGUGAGGUAAACUGCAUCAGCAUGAAUGAAAUGAACGAACUGUCUCGUCCAGUGGACACACACUGCAUCACUUACAAUCACUCCGUCUCCACGAGCACUAUUAAGCCAGAAGAACUGGUGGUGACCAUCGAUGAAACCUCGCAGAUACCUCGUGAAGGUCACAGUGGAACCUAA